This is a messenger RNA of Colossoma macropomum (tambaqui), 2232 nucleotides long. It is a transcript of the gene bsk146, whose product is annotated as brain specific kinase 146. The record is from RefSeq and is a predicted model, not a curated record. NCBI's taxonomy places the organism in Eukaryota, Metazoa, Chordata, Actinopteri, Characiformes, Serrasalmidae. The transcript has 4 exons. Gene Ontology annotation, molecular function: protein serine/threonine kinase activity; ATP binding. Gene Ontology annotation, biological process: peptidyl-threonine phosphorylation; peptidyl-serine phosphorylation. Bases 319 to 1503 code for a protein of 394 amino acids.
UGAAGUAUGCCGGGGGGCGUGGCCUCCCAUCAGCUCUCUGAAAGCUUUGAUUUGGCAUCAGGAGCUGCGGAGCCAGACAAUAGCAGAGCUGAGAGAGCAGAGGGACAUUAGGACACAAGCGGAGUCAGAAGGAGGACUGAACGGGUCCAAAUGCCGAUAGAAGAGACACAGAACAAUAUCAGAAACACAGAGGGAGAGAGAGAAAGAAAGAAGAAAAUGCUCUGCCUUCACCCGCGGUCAGGUUAGGAAGCCUCACCGAACAAGGACGGAUUUGAUGUAACACUAAGUUUCGGACAGCAUUUCUGCUCCUGUGGAAGCAUGAGCUCCUCUCCGGUUGGCUCUCGCGUAUCUGUGGACAUCCUGGAGGAGCUGCAGCUCUUCGCAGCCCAAAACCUGGAAAAGCUUGAGGUCAACAAGUACUAUGAGGUCAUCCGGGAGCUGGGGAAAGGCACCUACGGGAAGGUGGACCUGGUCAUUCAUAAAAUCAGAGGCACCAAGAUGGCUCUGAAAUUCCUCAAGAAGAAAACCACCAAGCUAAAGAGCUUUCUGAGGGAGUACAGUAUCUCGCUGUACCUCUCGCCCUGUCCCUUCAUAAUCAACAUGUUCGGCAUUGCGUUCGAGACGGAGGAUUACUAUGUUUUUGCACAGGAGUACGCUUUAGCGGGGGAUCUCUUCGACAUCAUUCCUCCACAGGUGGGACUUCCAGAGCCGGUGGCCAAGCGCUGCGUCCACCAGGUGGCCAUCGCCUUGGACUACCUCCACUGCAAGAAGCUGGUCCACCGCGACAUUAAGCCAGAGAACGUGCUGAUCUUUGACAGGGAGUGCCGCAAGGUAAAGCUGUCGGACUUCGGGAUGACGCGGCGGGCCGGCUCUCCAGUGAAGCGCGUGAGCGGCACCAUCCCGUACACAGCACCCGAACUGUGUGACGCGUCUGCCCGCGACGGCUUCUGUGUAGACUACGGCACGGACGUGUGGGCCUUUGGCGUACUGCUCUUCUGCAUGCUGACAGGCAACUUCCCCUGGGAGAAGGCCAUGCCCUCAGAUGCCUUCUACGAGGAGUUUGCUCGCUGGCAGCGGCGCCGGACGGCCACCGUGCCCUCGCAGUGGCGCCGCUUCAGCGACGGGGCGCUGCAGAUGUUCCGCAAGCUGCUGGCCCUGGAACCCGAGCACCGCUGCCAGGUCAAGGAGGUGUUCACCCACUUCGGCCACCGCUGGAUGCUGGAUGGAGAAGGAGCAGGUGGUCACCACCAGGGGGCGGUCAGCUCUUCCUCAGAGGAGGAGGAGGAGCUGCUGGUGGACCGCAUGAAGCAGCAGACACUGUCUCCGGAGGCGGGCGGAGUCAAGAGUGGAGCAGCGGAGGCAGGGGGUGCUGCCACCCACCACUUCACCUCAGUGUCCACCAACAGUUCUGUGUCAUCCACCAACAGUUAUGAGCGCGUGCCCAGGGACAGCGCUGCCAACGGCCGCAUCCUGGUCACUACCCCCAUAGAGAUCUGUGUGUAGAGAUCCUUGACUUGUACACCAGUGGUCAGCAACCCUAACUCUUGGACAUCUGCCUAGAGCUGCACAAAGUGUACAACACCAUAUUGUGAAUACACUGCUAUAUAUAUUGCGAUUAUGAUUAGCAAAGAGGGGUAGAAACCAGUUACCUUCACUCAACUACAGGUACACAAGUCAUAUUUGGAUUAAUUGGUAUUUCUUUGAGUAUUUUCAGAUAGUAAUACUUUUACUUCUACUCACAUAUAUGUGUGAGGAAAGUGAUCUAAUCAGUUAUAUUUCAGUCAUUAACAUUUAGUUUCUCUUUCAGCAUCUAGAACUGCUUUGCAGUUCUCUCACUUUGGAGCUUUUGGAUAUUAUUUUAGACCAACUUGCUCUAAAAAAAGAGAAGAAUAACAAAUAGGCUAACCACCAACAAACUUCACUUCCUCUGCUAGUUAAGUAGUUUUGGACCUGCUACUUUGCCAUUAGGAAUAAAACUUUUACUUGACUAGAGGCUUAGACUACUCUUUAUCCACCUCUGGCUAUACUACAAUAUACUGAAAACUCGUUUGUGAGCAUGAUUUAAAGUUGGCCUGCAUUAUUUUUGGGGAACAUUAUUUAUUUCUAUUGGAUCAUAUGAAUGCCUUGAUUAAUCCAAACACUUAAAGAGCAUCUAUGAUUGGCCAGGAUGCUCACAGCACCCAAUACAACAUCUUGUGAUUUGUUAGAACCAUUUGCAUAUAUCACCAUUAC